GGGCAAAAAGGAGUCUGGAGGUUCCACGCGUGACAUCACAAUCGCCUUCAGAUGUGGGCGGGUCCAGGGCUGCAUUUCCAAGGAGACCGUGCACACUGCCCCUGCUUUGCUCCCUCCUCUUCUCUCCUUCCCUUCCUGGUUUUUCCCUCCCUUUCUCCCUCCCGCCUUCCCUCCUUCCCUUAUUCAGCUGCUCCGGUGUCCAACCUGGAACCCCACCGCCUGUGCUGCAAGGGCGGGGGAGCUCCUCGGCCCUCAGGACUGGGAGGAUUCUGUACAAAUGAGCAUCACCUAUGUAAACAGGUUACCCAGCUGGGAAAGAGGACAUCUGCUGGCUGGUGUGGCGUCUAGCACUGAUGCAUCUACCUUCUCCUCUGAAGGUGAAUUCAGGGACACUGACAGGUGCUGCUGGAAACACAAGCAGUGCACCGGACACAUCAUCCACCCCUUCACCUCUGACUAUGGUCACCACAAACUGCACCUGCACUCUGUCAGCCACUGGGACUGUGAUUGUAGGGUGAAGGACUGCUCAGAGAAGACAAAUAGCAGCAGCUCCCAAGACGUAGGCUCAGCCUGUUCCCGAGACGUGGGCUCAACCUGUCUCAACAUCAUCCAGACCCCUUGCUUUGCAAAGCUCAUUCCAGAGGAGGAGUGUGUGGAGCGGUUCUGGUAUGGCUGGUGCAAAAGCUACAGGCCUGUCUCCGUGGCAGUGAUCCACCAUCCCAUCCACCAUGAGUGUGGGGCAGAUGACCUGGAGGAAGAGGAGGAAGAAAGCAAGCCUCCCAUCCCGAUCCAGGUGGGGCCCACCACCACCACCACACCCACCGACACCGGCGUAGGAAAGGGCACGAUCACGGGCGCCCCAGACUCGGCGGCUCCCAUUACCAUCUGGCGCUCUGAGAGUCCCACAGGGAAGUCCCAGGGCAGCAAGGUUAUCAAGAAGGUCAAGAAGAAAAAGGAAAAAGAGAAAGACGAGGAGGAGACAGACGAGAAGGCAAAGCUGAAGAAAAAAGUCAAGAAGGGCAAGUUGACUAAAAAGAAAAGCCCAGUUAAAUCGGAAUCUUCACCUCCAGACUUGAGCAGAUCAGUGAGCCCAAGGGAACUGGCCAGGAUGUCAGAGUCCAGCCCAGAGAGCAGGGAAGACCUGGAGAGUGAGGACAGUUACAAUGACCCCAGGCAGGAGGAGCCCUCCAGUGAUGAUAUUGCAGAGUCUUCACCCAGAAAGAGAGAUAAGAACAUGGUCCAGGCCAAGAAACUUGGAGCGAAGGCCUCUCCAGUCAAGAAGGUCAACAAGAGGAAAUCUCCCCCAGCAUCGAAUCUCGGUUGAGGCCAGGGCGACCAGGGUGAAGAAUAAAUACAAUCAAGGCUGUAGCCAAUCCCCUGAUGCUGUUCUCUCUCCCUCCAACUUGGCUACUUCUGCAGGGAGGGGGUGGGCUCUGGGCAUAGCUGGAGCAAAGGGGCUACAGGGCUGCAGGGGUUUCUUCAGGGCAAUCCAUCUUUCAAGAGGAAGCCCAUGUGAAGGCAGAUGAGAGGGUAGGGCAAGGGCACUGUAACAGACUUUCUCUAUGACAUCCUAGGCCCAGAGCAGAAGAGCACAGCUGGGUGGGGUGGGAAGGAGGCUUCCUGUCUCCUGGGAGACUGCUCUCAGUUAAAUCCACUCGGGGACAGGUAGGACUGUCUGUAGUGAUCCCCCUAAUAAACUGAACCUUUUAACCCACUCUACCACUGUGCCUGGCCUUUCCCUCCUCUAAGUGGCCCUAGAGAAGGUGCUGGUAGCACCAA
Molecule: messenger RNA, 1779 nt
Organism: Pteronotus mesoamericanus
Lineage: Eukaryota; Metazoa; Chordata; Mammalia; Chiroptera; Mormoopidae
Gene: PROCA1
Product: protein interacting with cyclin A1
Exons: 5
Coding region: 278-1324 (348 amino acids)
Biological process (GO): arachidonate secretion; phospholipid metabolic process
Molecular function (GO): A2-type glycerophospholipase activity
Source: RefSeq, a predicted model, not a curated record